Messenger RNA from Camellia sinensis, 1323 nucleotides. NCBI's taxonomy places the organism in Eukaryota, Viridiplantae, Streptophyta, Magnoliopsida, Ericales, Theaceae. The record is from RefSeq and is a predicted model, not a curated record.
GCAAGACUGCCUCUUAACUGUGCUUUUAACCACAUUCACAUCACAUUCCACAUUCCAUACUCCAUACUCCACACCCACUUUUCUUUAUAUAAUCUUAUUCAACUUCUACUUUGACUACUCACUCACACCUGUGUGUGUAUGAGAGAGAGAGAAUUAAAUACUAGUAAUGGAGAUGAAAGAAGGGAAGUCAAGUAUAAAGAAGGGCUUGUGGAAACCAGAAGAGGAUAUCAUAUUGAAAAAUUAUGUAGAAGCUCACGGAGAAGGUAACUGGGCUAAUGUUUCUGAAAAAUCAGGUUUGAUGAGAGGGGGUAAGAGCUGCAGGAUGAGAUGGAAAAAUUAUCUAAGACCAAACAUAAAGCGUGGAAGAAUGUCAGAUGACGAGAAAGACCUCAUCAUCAGAUUGCAUAAGCUUCUCGGCAACCGUUGGUCACUGAUUGCUGGUCGACUCCCGGGCCGAACGGACAACGAAGUAAAGAAUUACUGGAAUACCCGUUUGAACAAGAGAAGCUCUCAAACCAAAACAACCACAAUCUGCUCCAAGAACAAGAAGAAACUCCAACAAUUUCCUACCUCCCAACCCACUCGCUGCAAAAUCUCAGAAAACGACGACGAAAGAUCGCAAGGUAGAAAAGGAGAGGACAUUACCGCCGUUAGCCCUUGGAUCGAACAUGCAAGAAGCUUCAACUUCGACACUGAACCUCCAUUGUUCCCUGCUAAUGAUGCACUACUCUUCACCGAUGAUGAGCCUUUCAUGCCCAUCUUGGAUUCCCUUGCUUUGUAUGAAGCAUUGCAAAGCAAUGGUGGAGAGGAGUACCCACAGGAGGUUGCAGGGCAUGCAACCGGUCUUUGCUAAAGGAGAAGUCAUUCCAUGCCCCAAAAGCAUGGCUAGGUGGUGAUCAAAAUCAACUUCAAUUGGUGAAAAAGGUGGAGUCCAGGAAUUCGUAGUGGCAAUUGGGAAAACAAGGAGAGGCCACGGUAUUUGUUGAUUGGUUUACGACAUGAACACGCGGUGCCUCAUGGACACCAAAUAAUUCUACCCGGUGAGCAAUCCUAGAUUUAGAAAUAAAUUUUUUUUACUAACUAUAAAUUUUUUACAAAAAAGUAAAUAGAAUGCGGUGUUUCUAGAGAAGCCCACGUUCUACCAAGAUGAACACCAAUACUAUAUUGUGUGUACUUUUUUGUGAAAAAUUUAGAGGGGUGUGCAAUAUUUAGUGGAGAGUAGGCACCAUUCAAGAUAAAAGAACAUUGCAUUGUGUACUAUAUAAAAUUUGUUUGUAGACUUUCGCUAUGUAAGCCUGAAUCAUUUUCCUUGUUUAGAUUCAA